AUGUACGUAGACAUAUUUGAAGUUGUUAGUUCAUUCAUUUUAGUUCGAAGUACCAUCGUAUCUGAAUCAGUGCGAUGCCUGUCCAGCGUGCAGGUGGUGGGCACGCCGUACGCGCACAACCAGAAGUGCAUCCUCGUCGACACGCCGGCGUCCGAGGCCACCCGCCGUAUCACGGCCUUCCUGGGCGGCCUGGACCUCGCCGACGGCCGCUACGACACCCCAGCCCACCGGCUCUUCGGGGAUCUCGACACCGUCUUCCCGGGCGACAUCCACAACCCCACGCUCGGCGACGCCGCCGUGCACCACGGGCCCCGUCUGCCGUGGCACGACAUGCACUGCCGACUCGACGGCGCCGCCGCGUACGACGUCCUCAAGAACUUCGAGCAGCGGUGGCGGCGGGCGACGGCCAAGCACUUGAAGGCUUCCAAGCACGGGAAGGACGAUGCUCUGCUCAAGCUCCAGCGCAUCCCCUGGAUCCUCAGCCAGGACGUCGCCCAUGGCGAAGGCCACGCCCUCCGCGUCUUGCCGGAAGGUGACCCCCGGUGCUGGCACGCGCAGGUGUUCCGGUCGGUGGACGCCGGGUCGGUGAAGGGGUUCCCCCGCUCCUGGGAGACGGAGGAGAUGGAGGCGCGGCACCUGCUCUGCGACAAGAGCCUGGCGGUGGAGCAGAGCAUCCACGCGGCGUACGUGGCGGCGGUCCGCGCCGCCGACCGGUUCGUGUACCUCGAGACCGAGCGCUUCGUGGGCUCGUCGUACGCGUGGCCGAGGUCAUUCCGGCACCCGGGCGCCGGCAACCUGGUGCCGAUGGAGAUCGCGCUGAAGGCGGCGAGCAAGAUCAGGGCCGGCGAGGACUUCGCGGCGUACGUGGUGCUGCCGAUGUGGCCGGCGGCGGAGGGGCCGCCCGGGUCGGCGCCGGCGCAGGAGGCCCUCUUCUGGCAGGGGAAGACGAUGCAGGCGAUGUACGAGGUCGUCGCGAAGGCGAUCGCGGAGGCCGGCGGCAGAGCGCACCCGCAGGACUACCUCAACUUCUACUGCCUCGGCAACCGCGAGCUGGCACCGCCGGCGCCCCGGGGUCUGGACGGACGGGCGGCGGAGACGGGGACGAGCCCGGCGGCGCUGGCGCGGAGGCACGGGCGGUUCAUGGUGUACGUGCACUCCAAGGGGAUGGUCGUGGACGACGAGUACGUGCUCCUCGGCUCCGCCAACGUCAACCAGCGGUCCCUCUCCGGCUCACGCGACACCGAGAUCGCCGUCGGCGCGCACCAGCCGCACCAGACCGGCCGGCGGCCGCGCGGGCAGGUGCACCAGUACAGGAUGUCGCUGUGGGAGGAGCACCUGGGCCGGCUGGAUGAGGUGCUCAAGGCGCCGGAGUCGCCGGAGUGCGUAAGGCGGGUGAACCAGGUGGCGCGGGAGAACUGGGAGAGGUACACGGACGAGGGGGAGGUGGUAGAGGAGAUGCAGGGGCACCUGAUGAGGUAUCCGGUGGAGGUCGACGACGACGGCAGCGUGUGGCCGCUGACGGGGCACGAGUUCUUCCCCGACGUCGGCGGCAGGGUCCUCGGCUCCACCAACAAGUUCCCCGAUCAUCUCACCAUGUAGCCUACCAACUGAUGCCUUUUAGCUUGCUUACAAACAAAUUAAGGGAAAUAGAAUUCCUAGCAACCUGCUGCACACUUACAAAGCUCUUGAGUUCUCAA
Molecule: messenger RNA, 1697 nt
Organism: Hordeum vulgare subsp. vulgare (domesticated barley)
Lineage: Eukaryota; Viridiplantae; Streptophyta; Magnoliopsida; Poales; Poaceae
Product: phospholipase D delta-like
Exons: 2
Coding region: 1-1599 (532 amino acids)
Biological process (GO): phospholipid catabolic process
Cellular component (GO): plasma membrane
Molecular function (GO): D-type glycerophospholipase activity
Source: RefSeq, a predicted model, not a curated record